Molecule: messenger RNA, 1262 nt
Organism: Vitis riparia (riverbank grape)
Lineage: Eukaryota; Viridiplantae; Streptophyta; Magnoliopsida; Vitales; Vitaceae
Product: disease resistance protein RGA2-like
Exons: 2
Coding region: 6-1262 (418 amino acids)
Biological process (GO): defense response to other organism
Molecular function (GO): ADP binding
Source: RefSeq, a predicted model, not a curated record
CUGAAAUGGUAGAAAGAGAUGAAGAUAAAGAAGAGAUAAUAAAAUUGUUGGUGUCAUCUGGGAAUGAAAAAAAUCUUUCUGCUGUUGCCAUUAUUGGAAUUGGGGGGUUGGGCAAGACCACUCUUGCUCAGCUGGUAUAUAAUGAUGAGAGAGUGGUAGACUUUUUUGGGCCUAAGAUAUGGAUUUGUGUUUCUGAUGAUUUUGACGUAAAGUUGCUGGUUAAAAAAAUUUUGGAAUCCUUAAGUGGAGUUGUAGAAAAAUCUGAGUCAUUGGAAGUUUUGAAAGUUUCCCUUCAUGAAAAACUAAGGCAGCAGAGAUACUUGCUAGUACUUGAUGAUGUUUGGAAUGAUGACUUCCAAAACUGGGAUAGAUUGAGGACCUUGUUGAUGGUUGGUGCUAAAGGGAGUAAGAUUCUAGUAACCACCCGAAAUAGAAACGUUGCAUCAACUAUGGGUAUUGAUCAUUUUCCUUUUUCUUUGAAAGGUUUGAAAGAAAACCAGUCUUGGAAUUUAUUUUCAAAAAUAGCAUUUGAAGAAGGACAAGAGAGAAUGUAUCCAAGACUUGUAGAAAUUGGAAAAGAAAUUGUGAAUAUGUGUAAUGGAGUUCCUCUUAUCAUCAAAACACUAGGAGCAAUAUUGCGCUUUAAAACUGAGGAACAUCCGUGGUUGUCCAUUAGAAACAAUGAAAAUUUGUUGCUAUUGGAAGGUGGAAAUAAUGAUAGGGCUUUAUCCGUGCUCAAGUUAAGCUAUGAUGAUCUAUCAUUCCAUUUGAAGCAAUGUUUUGCUUAUUGUGCACUAUUUCCAAAAGACUAUGAAAUUGAGAAAAAAUUGUUGGUGCAAUUGUGGAUGGCACAAGGAUAUAUUCAAGCUUCACACGUAGGAGAUCGGUAUUUUGAUGAAUUAUUGUCAAGAUCAUUAUUAGAGGAGGCUAAAAAAGAUGCUUAUAAUAAUAUAUCAAGUUGUAAAAUGCAUGAUCUUAUACAUGAUCUUGCACAAUCUAUUGUUGGAUCUGAGCUCCUCGUUUUAAAAGAAAAUGUGGAGAAAGAGAAGAUAUCAGAAAGAGUUUAUCAUGUGUCAUUCUUUAUGAUGUUGAAUAUCCAUUGGAAAGAUUUGAAACACAUAAGGACCAUUUUGAAAUUUGAUAAAUGGGUUGAAGCUAAUUAUUCAAUUCGCAAUACACUUAUUCCAAAUUUUAAGUGUUCCCGUGUGUUGAGCCUAAAUGGAACCGUUGCAAAAAAGAUACCAAAAUCUAUAGAAAUCUAA